GAAAGCAUUUAUUAUUAGGCAGCUGAGUUAUGAAUAUAUAUGUACUUUUGUGUUUCUUGAUAAACAAUAAUGAGAGAGGACUCUGCCAUUUUGGCAUUAAAAAACAUCCCAAAACAUAAAAUUAUGAACGGUAUUAUCAGUAUAUAUCAUCAAACACCUAUAUAUAAAAUCUCCCUCUUCACUUUCAAAGUUCUAACACAUGACCCACAAACCUUAACUCUCUCUCUCUCUCUCUCUCUCUCUUUCUCUCUCUCUCUCUUCCUCACAAUGUCAACACUAAACCAUCUCUUUGACCUUCCUGAGCAGAUUUGCUACGUGCAAUGUGGUUUCUGCGACACCAUCUUACUGGUAAGUGUCCCAUGCAGCAGCCUGUCCAUGGUGGUGACUGUAAGAUGUGGGCACUGCACUAGUCUUCUUUCUGUUAACAUGUUAAAAGUCUCUUUUGUCCCUUUACAGCUCUUAGCUUCUCUAAGCCAUGAUCAGCAAAAAGAAGUCAAUCCAGAAGCAGCUGUGGGUUUGCGAAAAACCCUGGACAUACAGAGAUCAUCAUCCAUGGUGGCCUAUUCAGAUCAUGAGUUAGAGGAAGAUAAGAAUCCUGAGAAUCGUGUCAUUAACAAACCUCCUGAGAAAAGGCAGAGAGCACCAUCAGCAUAUAACCGAUUCAUCAACAGAGAAGAGAUUAGAAGACUCAAAACUGAAAAUCCAAACAUGGCUCACAAAGAAGCCUUUAGUACUGCUGCAAAAAAUUGGGCCAAUUUCCCCCCUAUUCAUUAUAAAGAAGGUGGAGAGAGUUGUGGGCAAGAAGAUGAAGAGACAACUUGGAAUUGUGAUGCAGCUGAGUCUCAGGUCAACGUUGAAGGCAAAGGUUUCCAUGAAAGAAAGGCUCCAAGGCAUUCCAUAUGGGCAAGGACACCUUUCGAGUGAAGAAGAAGAAUUCGAAGAAGGCUUAUAUAUAUGUAUUUAUAUAUAAAAUGCCAUAAGAAGAAAACUAUUCCACUUUUAGGGUUAAGGGUUGGGUUCUGAAUCAUAUGUCCUUCAGAGGGAAGAUGCUCUUGGGAAUGUGGUUUUUUUACUGUACUGCAAGGUGUCAAACAGUACUAAAUGGUGUAAGAAACUUAGUUUUCAAGGUGUGCUUGAUGAUUUAUUAUAUAUAAUAUAUAUAUAUAUAAUAUAAAUCCGAAGGGCAUUUUGACAUUUCA
This is a messenger RNA of Jatropha curcas, 1199 nucleotides long. RefSeq names its product Plant-specific transcription factor YABBY family protein (gene INO). The record is from RefSeq and is a predicted model, not a curated record. Gene Ontology annotation, biological process: cell fate commitment; polarity specification of adaxial/abaxial axis; multicellular organism development. NCBI's taxonomy places the organism in Eukaryota, Viridiplantae, Streptophyta, Magnoliopsida, Malpighiales, Euphorbiaceae. Gene Ontology annotation, cellular component: nucleus.